Quercus lobata is the source of this 2213-nucleotide messenger RNA. RefSeq names its product wall-associated receptor kinase-like 10. The transcript is spliced from 3 exons. The coding region runs from base 21 to 2213 and encodes 730 amino acids. NCBI's taxonomy places the organism in Eukaryota, Viridiplantae, Streptophyta, Magnoliopsida, Fagales, Fagaceae. Gene Ontology annotation, cellular component: plasma membrane. Gene Ontology annotation, molecular function: polysaccharide binding; protein serine/threonine kinase activity; ATP binding. The record is from RefSeq and is a predicted model, not a curated record. Gene Ontology annotation, biological process: protein phosphorylation; cell surface receptor signaling pathway.
ACCCUCUAAGACACCCAAAAAUGAAAAUGGCUGUGCAAUUUGUAAUGCGAAUUACUAUUUUAGUUCUGCUGACAUAUGAAUUAGCAGAAGCAGAAGCAGCAGCAGCACCUAUGGCAAAACCCGAUUGUAAUAGUAGUUGUGGAAAUCUUGAAAUUCCAUACCCGUUUGGAAUCGGACCUCAUUGCUACAUGGACAAGUUGUUCGAAGUUGUUUGCAAUGGAACUGGCAGCUCUGCUAAAGCCUUCUUAACUAGUAUUAACAAGGAGGUGCUGCAAAUCAAUAUUAGUAAACGUCCCUCUUGUCCUACGGUUCAGGUCCAAAUGCCAAUCAUAUAUUCGAACAAUUGUAGGAGCUCGGGAAGUGGUGCAGCUUUGAAGAUUUCAGUAAGUCCCUUUAACUUCUCCUCCUAUCAUAACACAUUCAUUUCUGUUGGCUGCGACAACUUUGCAACAAUAACCGGACUUGGUCCUGUGGUUUUUGGGUGCCAAACGCAUUGCAAUAAAAGCAAGAUUGAGGAAAGAACUGGAUGCUCCGGUUUCAACUGCUGCGAGUCAAUCUAUUUCCCUCCAAACCAGCAAGAAUUUCACGUAGAAUUCAGAAGUAUCAAUGAAUCAAAAGCUAGAGAGGAAGAAGCGUGCAAGUAUGCUUUCCUAGUGGACCAAAAUUGGUUGAAGUCAAAGAAACCAGAUCCCUCUCAUGUGCAAUAUUGGGAAACCGUUCCCGUGGUGCUGGAAUGGGCGAUAUCAAAGCGGACCACUAAGGGACGGAACAUGUAUGAAUCACUCCAUAAACGACGCCAUGUCACGUGUUCUUCCACAGAAUAUUGCAGCGACAGCUUUACUUGCUUCUGUGCCAACGGAGACAAUGGAAAUCCUUACCUUCCCGGGGGAUGUCAGGCUAUAAAUGAAUGCGACUCCAAGAAUGCAGAAGGCAGUUUCAGGUGCAACUUACGAAAAUCUCCACUGAUGAUAGCCAUUAUAGGUAUGUUCUAUUUCUAUUUUAUUUGUUUGAUGUAUGCAGUUAUUUGUCCAAGUUUUGGGCUAUUGUUUCUACUCCUCAUUAUUUGGUGGUUAUACAAAUUGAUAAAGAAAAGAAACGAAAUCAAGCUCAAGCAAAAAUUCUUCAAAAGGAAUGGUGGUUUGUUAUUACAACGACAAUUAUCUUCAAAUGAAAACAACAUUCAGAAGGCAAAAUUAUUCGAUUCAGAGGAGUUGAAAAAUGCAACUGAUCAUUUUAAUGAAAAUAGAAUACUUGGUAAAGGUGGACAAGGUACAGUUUAUAAAGGAAUGUUAAUUGAUGGAAGAAUUGUGGCAAUUAAAAAGUGCAACACAGUGGAUGAGGGAAAUCUUGAACAAUUCAUUAAUGAGAAUAUCAUUCUUUCACAAAUCAAUCAUAGAAAUGUGGUUAAAUUACUCGGGUGUUGUCUAGAGACGGAAGUUCCUUUGUUAGUUUAUGAAUUCAUUCCCAACGGCACACUUUUUCAGUAUCUCCACAAAGAAAAUGAAGAUUUUCCAUUGUUAACAUGGGAUAUGCGCUUAAGAAUUGCCACAGAAAUCGCAGGAGCUCUAUCUUACUUACACUCAGCAACUUCACUACCCAUUUACCAUCGAGACAUAAAAUCUUCAAACAUACUCCUUGAUGAGAAAUAUAGAGCAAAAGUAGCAGACUUUGGCACUUCAAGAUCAGUGGACAUUGACCAAACUCAUGUAACCACACUAAUAUAUGGCACUUUUGGGUAUUUGGAUCCAGAAUACUUUCAAACAAGUCAAUUUACAGAAAAUAGUGAUGUUUAUAGUUUUGGAGUAGUCCUUAUUGAGCUUUUAACUGGAGAAAAACCAGUUUCUUUGAUGAGAUCACAAGAAGAUCGGAAUCUAUCUACAUAUUUUGUUCAUUCGUUAAAAGAGAAGCACCUCUUUGAUAUACUUGAUGCUCAAGUAAGUAAGGUUUGUAAUAAAGAUGAAGUCGUAGCAAUUGCUAACCUUGCAAAAAGAUGUGUGCACUCGCAAGGAAAGAAACGACCUACAAUGAUGGAGAUCAUGAUGGAAUUAGAGGGAGUUCAAAAAGUUUCUCCUGUUCAACCAAAUUUUGAAGAACUUGAAUAUGCUAGAAAUGAAGAAAUGCGGCCACAGAAUGACAUUUCAAUUUCAACAAGUUCAUGCUUAGAAUUAAGUUCAGCUUCAUCAUCGAACGUCCUGCCACUUUUAUCCAUCUAA